Molecule: messenger RNA, 4164 nt
Organism: Periophthalmus magnuspinnatus
Lineage: Eukaryota; Metazoa; Chordata; Actinopteri; Gobiiformes; Gobiidae
Product: protein NLRC3-like
Exons: 11
Coding region: 1-3552 (1183 amino acids)
Molecular function (GO): protein binding
Source: RefSeq, a predicted model, not a curated record
AUGGCCACAGCAACCCCUGUCCCCUCUAGUCCCGCCCCCUGCUGUCUUCAGCCACUGCGCUCAGGAAUCUUUUUGAGACAACCUCGGCACAAUAAAUGUCCCAAAACUUGUGAGAGCAUCAUUUUCAGAUUUGUACAUGAUGAACGAUGCUUCAUCCUGUUUGUGGCCAGAGUGUCCGCAUGUCUACAUUCCUGCUCCCGCUCGUUCCUGCUCCUGCCUCCGCACCCCAGCUUCGGAUCCACCAAAAACUUCCUCCAUCUGAACCUGGUCCCAUCUGUGAGUCCCUCAGGAGUGACUGGUCUUUGGGACAUCCAUAUAAUUUUGCAAAAGAGUCAGUGGAGCAGCAGGGUCCAGAGGUCUCCAGUGGUCAGCACCAUCAGACACAGCAGAUCCGGCAGUGACUGCAUUUGUAUAGUUGUAUAUGUAUUUGUAUAUGUUUAUAAUGUGUUUUUUCAGGUUCCAGAGGAGGACAUCUUGACUUUUGUCCAGAAGGAGCUGAAGAAGCUCCAAAAGGUUUUGAGUACAGAUUAUACAGAAUGCUUAGAGCCAGAGGAGGAUGAGGAUGAAGAGCAGAGGAGCAGCAGUGAGGCUGUUCUGAAGAUCACACUGAACUUCUUGAGCAGGAUGAAAAAGAAGGAGGUGGCUGAGCGUCUAAGCAGCAGGAUUUAUUCUGGAGUUUAUCGCCAAAAACUGAAGUCUAACCUGCAGCAGAAGUUUGAGUGUGUGUUUGAGGGCAUCGCUAAAGCAGGAAACCCCACCCUUCUGAAUCAGAUCUACACAGAGCUCUACAUCACAGAGGGAGGGUCUUCAGAGGUCAACCAGGAACAUGAGGUCAGACACAUGGAAACAGCCUCCAGGAAACCAGACCCAGCAGAGACACCCAUCACAUGUGAAGACAUGUUUAAAGGCCCAGCUCACACACAUGGACCAAUCAGAACAGUGCUGACAAAGGGAGUGGCUGGCAUCGGGAAAACAGUGCUCACUCAGAAGUUCAGUCUGGACUGGGCUGAAGGCAAAGCCAACCAGGACAUACAGCUGCUGUUCCCGUUCACUUUCAGAGCACUCAAUGUGCUGAAGGAGAGAAGCUUCAGCUUGGUGACACUUGUUCAUCACUUCUUUAGUCAAACACAAACAGAACUCUGCAGCUUUGAACACCUCCAGGUGCUCUUCAUCUUUGACGGUCUGGACGAGUGCAGACUUCCUCUGGACUUCACCAAAACCAAGGCCCUGACCGACCCCACAGAGUCCACCUCACUGCACGUGCUGCUGGUAAACCUCAUCAGGGGGAGUCUGCUUCCCUCCGCUCGCCUCUGGAUAACCACACGACCUGCUGCGGCCAAUCAGAUCCCUGCUGAGUGCGUCUCCAUGGUGACAGAGGUCAGAGGGUUCACCGACCCACAGAAGGAGCAGUACUUCAGGAAGAGGUUCAGAGACGAGGCCGACACAAUCAUCUCCCACAUCAAGACGUCCAGAAGCCUCCACAUCAUGUGCUACAUGCCAAUCUUCUGCUGGAUCGCUGCCACAGUCCUGGAGCAUGUGUUGAAAAGCAGAGAGAGAGGAGAGCUGCCCACGACCCUGACUCAGAUGUACAUCCACUUUCUGGUGGUUCAAGCCAAAGUCAAAAACAUCAAGUAUGAAGGAGGAUCUGAGACAGACCCACACUGGACUGCAGAGACCAGGCAGAUGGUGGAGUCUCUGGGAAAACUGGCCUUUGAGCAGCUGCAGAAAGGAAACCUGAUCUUCUACGAGUGUGACCUGAGGGAGUGUGGACUGGACGCUGCAGCGGCCUCAGUGUACUCUGGAGUGUUCACACAGGUCUUUAGAGAGGAGCCAGGCCUGUACCAGGACAAGGUCUACUGCUUCAUCCAUCUGAGUGUGCAGGAGUUUUUGGCUGCUCUUCAUGUUCAUCAAACCUUCAUCAACACUAGGAUCAACCUCCUCUCAGAGAAAACACAGAAGUCUACAACGUUCAGUGGGGGAAAAAAUCUAUCGGACCUUCACCAGACAGCUGUGGACCGGGCCUUACAGAGUCCAAAUGGACACCUGGACCUGCUCCUCCGCUUUCUCUUGGGUCUUUCACUGUCGACCAAUCAGAGCCUUCUACAUGGUCUGCUGUUCCAAACAGGAAGUAGCUCCCAGAACAAUCAGGAGACAGCUGAUUACAUCAAGAAGAAGCUGAGUGAGGAUGUGUCUGCAGAGAGGAGCAUCAGCCUGCUCCACUGUCUCAAUGAACUGAAUGACCGUUCUCUGGUGGAGCAGAUCCAACAGUACCUGAGUUCAGGACGUCUGUCUGAAGGUGGACUGUCUCCUGCUGAGUGGUCAGCUCUGGCCUUCAUCUUACUGUCAUCAGAAAAAGAUCUGGACCAGUUUGAGCUGAAGAAAUACUCUGCUUCAGAGGAGGCUCUCCUGAGGCUGCUGCCAGUGGUCAAGGCCUCCAACAAAGCUCUACUGAGCAGCUGUAACCUGUCAGAGAGAAGCUGUGAAGCUCUGUCCUCAGUCCUCAGCUCCCAGUCCUCUAGUCUGAGAGUCCUAGAUCUCAGUCUCAACGACUUGAAGGACUCAGGGCUGGAGAUGUUGUCUGUUGGUCUGAAGAGUCCUCACUGUAAACUGGAACAGCUCAGUCUGUCCCUCUGUGGACUGUCCCCUCACAGCUGUGGGCCUCUGGCCUCAGUCCUCAGCUCCUCCAGUCUCACACACCUGGAUCUCAGUCACAACGACCUCCAGGACUCAGGAGUGGAGCUGCUGUGUUCUGGACUGAAGAGCGUCCCCUGCAGACUGGAGACGCUCAGGCUGUCUGGAUGUCUGGUCUCACAGAGGGGCGGGGCUGCUCUGGCCUCAGCUCUGAGCUCCGCCCCCUCCCACCUGAGAGAGUUAGACCUGAGCUACAACCAUCCAGGACCCUCAGCCGAGCUCCUGACCACUCUACAGGACCAGCGCCCCCUGCUGUCUGUCAGACUGGACCAUGCUGGAGCUCAGUGGUUAACACCAGGACUCAGAAAGUAUUUCUGUGAUCUCACUCUGGAUCCAAACACAGCUCACAGAAAACUCAAACUGUCUGACAACAACAAGAAGGUGACACAUGUGAGAGAGGAGCAGCCGUAUCCAGAUCAUCAGGACAGAUUUGACUACUGGCUUCAGAUUCUGUGUUCCACUGGUCUGACUGGUCGCUGUUACUGGGAGGUCCAGUGGAGUGGAAGGAUUGAGAUAUCAGUGUCUUACAGAGGAAUCAGAAGGAAAGAACGCAGUCAUGUCAGUUUGUUUGGAGGCAAUGAUCAGUCCUGGAGCCUGCGCUGUUCUGAAGAUGGUUUCUCUGUUCGUCAUAAUAACAAUCAAACUUUCCUUCCUCAGCCCUGGUCCUCCUCUUUUGAGAGAGUUGCAGUGUUUGUGGACUGUCCUGCUGGCUCUCUGUCCUUCUAUACAGUCUCCUCUGACCAACUGACCCACCUCCACACCUUCAACACCACAUUCACUCACACUCUGAUCCCAGGGUUUUGGCUCCAUUAUGGUUCCUCAGUGUCUCUGUGUCCGACAGACUCACCCUCCUCUGUGUAAAAUACAACAGUCAAAUCUGUAGAAAAAUCACUUUGUAAAUGUUGAUUUUAUUUUGACUUCAUUUGACCAGAGAUUUAUUUUAUGUUUUAUUUCCUCUUAAAGACAAACUGCAGACAUCAGCCUCACACUAGUGGUUUAGAUCAUAAUAAUUCAUAAAUGUGGUCUUAUCAACCUUUAUUCAAUUUGGAGAAGCUGACCGCACUGGCACCAAAGAAACUAAACCUCCACAAGCUCCACUGGCUCCCCGUCCCUCAGCGCAUCCACUUCGAAAUCCUUCUUAUCACAUUCAAAUCUCUCCACAACCUGGCCCCUCCUUACCUCACAGACCUGCUCCACCACCACACUCCAUCUCGCUCCCUCCACUCCUCCAGCUCCAACCUCCCGUCCCUGCCCUGUAGGACCAAGCUCCGAACCUGGGGGGACAGAGCCUUCUCCAUCGCUGCCCCCACCCUCUGGAACUCACUACCUAAACCCCUCCGUGACUGCUCUGACCUCCCCACCUUCAAGAAAGAACUCAAAACUCACCUGUUCAAAAUCGCUUUUAAUGCUUGAUUUUAUGUUGUAAAUUUCUGUGAUAUUUUAUUUUGUAUCUACUGUGAAGCGACUUUGAGU